AGAUUUUAUUUCAUUUGAUAAGCACUUCAUUAUAUUGAUAUCGAAAUUAUAGACCUAUAAAACUUGUUUACGAUUUUCGGUAUAUCUUGAGAUAUUUUGGGUUUUUUUUCAUUGAAAAUAUCCGGAAAUUCCAUCAACAUGAAGUUCCUUUUGGUGAUUGCUGCUUUUCCGACAAUUUUGAAUGCACUAACGUUAGAAGAAGUGAAAACAAGGGCCGACAUUUCUCACAAGAAAUGCUUCGAAACCACCAAUGCAAACGAGGACACUGUGGCAAAAAUCAGAAGUCAUGAUUUUAGCGAAGACGAUCCAGUUGUACGUGAACAAAUAUUAUGCUACUCCCAAGAAGUUGGCUACAUGAACUCCAACGGGGAAAUGAACCUGGAAUUCAUGAGAAGGAGGGCAAGUCCAUAUAUCAACUUCGCUGAAAUCGACAACGAUAGAAAAUUCAGCGAGUGUACGAGACCCAAAGCUUCAGACGUACCUGUUGACCUAUUCAUAACUAGGUUGUUGAAGUGUUUAUACACGGAAUUCCCUGAUGUCCUAUUAGGGUGAUUCAUACACUAUGGAAUGUGAAUGAUAACUGAGCAAUAAAAUUCACUUUUGACGAA
Messenger RNA from Harmonia axyridis, 608 nucleotides. RefSeq lists its product as uncharacterized. Bases 139 to 552 code for a protein of 137 amino acids. Gene Ontology annotation, molecular function: odorant binding. The record is from RefSeq and is a predicted model, not a curated record. The transcript is spliced from 2 exons. NCBI's taxonomy places the organism in Eukaryota, Metazoa, Arthropoda, Insecta, Coleoptera, Coccinellidae.